Messenger RNA from Homarus americanus (American lobster), 6384 nucleotides. RefSeq names its product tight junction protein ZO-1-like (gene pyd). Gene Ontology annotation, biological process: cell-cell adhesion; protein localization to cell-cell junction; cell-cell junction organization. The transcript is spliced from 21 exons. The coding region runs from base 803 to 4897 and encodes 1364 amino acids. Gene Ontology annotation, cellular component: bicellular tight junction; plasma membrane. Gene Ontology annotation, molecular function: cell adhesion molecule binding. NCBI's taxonomy places the organism in Eukaryota, Metazoa, Arthropoda, Malacostraca, Decapoda, Nephropidae. The record is from RefSeq and is a predicted model, not a curated record.
UAGUGACUAGUGUGAGCCCGGACGCCCGCCUGAACGUGGCCCGGCCCUUACGCUGGACCGCCUGUCUCCUACACCUGUGUCCUAACACUCCACACUCCUACCAUACACCUCUACACCCUCCCUAGGUGUAGUGAUCGGGUCGCUACCUGUAAUCAACAAGUACCUGGAGUCUACAAAGUCUUCCAAUAAGGGAGUUAUACCCAAGUGUGCCCAGAUGAUAUUUUGAAAAACCAUAGUCGUCGUGGAGUGUAUGAACAGACUACUUGAUCUCUUGUGUUGGUGGUGCGUGUUUAUGGUUUAAAGUGAUUAUUGUUUGGGUUCUAAAAUGUGUUAGAAAAGUUUUGAUCCAUUGUUCAGUUGUAUACAAAUAUAUGACAACAAUUCAGCCGCGUAUGACAAUAGUGGUCAGUGUUACAGUGUAGAGAGGAACUUGAGUGUUGCUCAGUGUUACCCCUGGAUAUUUUGUACUGUUUCUGCUGGAGUGUGUCCAGUGUUGGCGGUGUAUCUUCAGGAAUGUAGAGAGGAUUGUGGCCGGAGUGUACAGAGUGUAAACCUGUGUUGGCGCGGGAGUGUAGUGUGGCCCCGCGAGGUGAGAAUAAGGUUGAAGGGAGUGAUGGGAUCAGUAGUGAGGCAGGAGACGUUAUAGUGUGUUCUGGAGGAGGGUGACAGAGUAAUGGCGGCCCGUCUGCGAGAUCCGUGUUCUGUGUGCUACCCGAGGCUUAGGAUGGGUUAGCCCCGGGCCCAGUCAGUAUCAGCGAUCUCCUGUCAGCAGACGAUCCCUCGGCUCCCAUCAUCCUCCAACAUGAAGAUGGAAAAUGGAGAUGCUGGGGCUGACGCUCAGGGCGGGGAACGUGUGGUGUGGGAGUUCCAUAAUGUGACACUAACUCGAGUGCCUGGUUACGGCUUUGGCAUCGCGGUGAGUGGAGGUCGCGACAACCCACACUUCACCAACGGCGACCCUUCAAUAGCUAUCUCCGACGUGCUCAAGGCAGGACCAGCCGAGGGCAAGCUACAAAUUAAUGAUCGCCUUAUCUCUGCUAAUGGUAUCAGCUUGGAGAAUGUUGAUUAUGCAAGAGCGGUUCAGGUACUACGAGACUCAGGAGCUGCUGUCCAGCUGGUGGUUAAACGAAGAAUUGUUCUCCCUGCAGCACCUGAGGCCCAGACAAUUAAGGUUACCCUCACGAAAAACAAGAAAAAAGAUGAUUAUGGGGUAGUGUUGGGUUGCCGUAUUUAUGUGAAGGAAAUCACCAAUAAAGCUUCGGUAGAAAAAGAAGGCAACCUAAAGGAAGGUGAUGUCCUUCUACGUAUCAAUUCAAACUCAACGGACAACCUCACCCUAAAAGAGGCCAAAAAAUUAUUAGAUAGUACGAAGGAGAGACUAAGCCUUGUAGUCCGGAGAGAUCCACCACCCUCGAUGCUCGCACCACCAGACCUCACAGUAAAAGAUGUCCGCAAUCCAGAAUAUAGCGACACCCGACCAAACUACUCCAACCAAAAUGUGUACGUCCAGCCCCCAACCCGUUCAGAACUCUCUCGUGGUCUUUACGGUCCAGACACUCCCGAUGCCAAGAACAACCUCAUGAGGUCUGGGUAUAACCCUGGGGUGGGCAUGUCAUCUGGGGAAGCUCCCUAUGGUCUAGAUGACCAGGGUUCCCCCCAGGAUGACGCUCCUCCCCCACGCCCUCCCCUCCCCCGUCCCGAGGAUUACUACACCCGCCAUGCACCAAAGGAAGGCCAAAACUCACCAUCCAAGGGCCCCAGCCCCCCGGUACCAGACCCACGUUUUGUGAGCUUCAAGAAGGAGGGGAGUGUGGGUAUUCGACUUACCGGCGGCAACGAGGUGGGAAUUUUCGUGACGGCAGUGCAGCCAGGGUCCCAAGCUCAGCUCCAAGGGCUUAUACCAGGCGAUAAAAUACUGAAGGUUAACGACAUGGACAUGGCAGGCGUGACGAGAGAGGAGGCAGUCCUAUACCUCAUGAGUCUUCAGAAUCAGAUCGACCUUAUUGUACAGACACGUAGACAUGACUAUGAGUGCAUCCUGAAUAGUCAGAAAGGAGACCUAUUUUAUAUUAAGACACACUUCCACUAUGAGCCUAAUGGAAAAUCAGAAUUAAGUUUCCGUUCGGGAGACAUCUUCAGAGUGGUGGAUACACUACAUAAUGGUGUUGUGGGGGCAUGGCAGGUUCACAGAAUUGGCCGCAACAAUCAAGAAACUCAAAAGGGUAUAAUUCCUAACAAGGCUCGAGCAGAGGAACUGGCUACAGCUCAGUUUAAUGCUGCAAAGAAAGAGCAGACACAGUCAGAGUCGCGGAGCGGCUUCUUCAAGAGGCGGAGAAAUUCACGGAGAUCUAAGUCCUUGGGGAAGGAUCAUUGGGAAGAUGUGGUGUUUGCAGACUCAGUAUCUAAGUUUCCAGCUUAUGAGCGAGUAGCUCUUCGACACCCUGGCUUUGUGAGGCCCAUCGUCCUGUUUGGUCCCCUCUCCGACAUAGCACGAGAGAAACUCCUCAAGGAAAACCCCGACAAGUUUGCUUCUCCACGAAUAUACAUGCGGCUCACUAUGCCAAUUCCGUGUUACGGGGGGUAUCCGUACCCCUCACUCCGGGAAUUGGACAGCAGUGGGGAGAAACCUUCCGGCAUAAUCCGGCUUAGCGCAAUCCGGGAGAUAAUGGAUCGGGGUAAACACGCAGUCCUUGACAUCACUCCAAAUGCGGUAGAUCGGCUCAACUAUGCCCAGUUCUACCCAAUUGUUAUUUUCCUGAGGGCAGAAUCAAAGCAAAUUGUAAAAGAACUACGUAGUGGUUUUCCAAAGGGCAGGAUGAGUAGUAAGAAGCUGUUUGACCAAAGUGUAAAAUUGGAGAAAUUGUGGUCGCAUAUCUUCACAGCCACAAUUAGUCUCACACAACCUGAAGCUUGGUUCCGUAAAGUUCGUGAGAUUGUUGACAAACAACAGUCUGGACCCAUCUGGAUGUCUGAGACUAAGCCCACUGAGGCUCUGUCUGACGACUUCCUUUUCCCCAUGACCUCUCGCCUAUCCUAUGCUUCAUCUCCUGAGUCUGACCUAGAGACUGGACCUGAAUCCCGCACUCCUUCAAAAUCCCCCCAUCGGCCCCCUCCCUCCCACAAUCCAUAUUCAGAUUCUCGAGAGCCUAGAGGUCGCCUGGUCAAAAGCUCAUCAGAUCCCAGUUUAGCUGCACCAGAGGAAACGGAACCAAAUCCUUAUGGAGGACCACCACCGUACACAGCCAGCCCCACUAGACUUCAACCUGGACCCAAUGAUGCCUACGAUGACCGCAGAAAAUCUCAUGGUGGUGACAGCAAGUAUGGUUUUGCCAGUGGUGGUUCCUAUGGCUCUGAUCUAUACUCAUCCCGUCCCCCUGCGAGCAUGCAAGGCAGCAGCACGGGUGGCGGGGGAGGCAUGGGCUCCAUACCUGGCUCACCAUACUCAUCUGUUCCCCCACCUGGGUACAGUGGCCGGCCUCCACAGCAGACUUUACCCCCACCUAUGCAUUCACCUCACCACCGCCGAUCCCCCAAUGCCCCCUCUGGCCGUGGACCCCCCCAGGCGGGAUAUUCCCCACAAGGGCCAGGAGGAAACAUGGCCCCACCCCCAUACCUCAAUGGUCAUACUAAUGAAUCAGGGCCAGAAAUACCCCCAAAAGUAGAUCGCACCAGCAAACCUGGCAGGGUGAGAUCCGGUCAGGAUUUUGGGUAUGGGAAGGAACUGGAGUAUGAUGGCAACUACAUGAACACAGGACGUGGCAACAGUGUAGACCCUCAGCACAAGAGUCCCUACGAUAUGAUGAACCCAUCCUUGGGUCCCAAUGCUCAUGAUGACCUCAAAAGCAAAUUACAUCCACGAUCGCCACACGAGCCUUACCGAUACUCGCGGUCCUCCUCGCAGCCACCCACCUACCGUUCAGAUGAUCCUUACAGAUCAUCAGAUUAUAAGCCUUUACCUCCACCAAAGAGCAACAACUACAAACCUGUCCCACCGCCAAAGCCAAAAAAUUAUAAACCUCAACCGCCAGGCAGUAUACCUACCAGUGUGGAGGGAGGUGUUGGAGGCUGGGACAUGUAUAUGGAUGGCCGGAAAGCUUAUGAGCGAGGGAAUUACCACACCACCAGUAAUGGAGGACUCAGUGAUGACUACAGCGGCCUUGAUAGUGGACAAGGAAGUAGCCUAGAUAGAAAAUAUGAUACAUUUGGCAGAUCUUCGUAUGGCAAGGUAACAUCAGCAGCAUCAGGCAGAAGUGGAUAUUACCUCAACGUCCCACCUCCCCGAGAUAUGGUACCAGGAGGUGGGCAGCACGGUGGAGGACCAGGCGGUAGGGACUUACCCAAUCAUGAUCACAGAGGAAGUGCAUUUGAGCUUUACAAAAAGCCUCCAGAUCCCCGUGGCCCACCAGGCCAUCCUGCCUUACCUGUGUACUCAGACCAUGGAAACAGCAGGCGGUCGGUGGCAGACGAAGGCAAACAUAAGGUGAUAGCCACGGCGCGAGGGGUGUUUGAUCACAAGGGGGGCACACUCACCUCUGAGGAAACAGGCGUGUCCAUAGUCAUUCCCCCAGGGGCCAUAACCAAGGGCACGAAACAGGAGGUUUACUUCAAGGUGUGCCAGGACAACUCGCUGGUCCCUCCGCUCGACCAGAACAGAGGUGAGACCCUUCUUAGUCCUCUGGUGAUGUGUGGUCCCCAUGGGCUGCAGUUUGCACGACCUGUAGAGCUGCGACUCCCUCAUGCUGCCUCAGUGUCUCCCAAUACUUGGAGUUUUGCCCUUAAGUCCUCAGACACCCCCACAGGCCAGCCAGCACAGUGGACCAAUAUGUCCCUGGCCGACGCACCACACACUUCUCAUAUAGGUGCCAACUGCGUGUCUGUUUUAGUCGAUCACUUCUGAAGACGCAUGUAUAUUUAGCUCUGUUGAAUGCAGUUGAUUUAGUGAAUUUUUGAAGAUCUGAGUUUCAUGAUCAGCCACUUCACAACUUUCUACAUGGCUGAUCCACUCUGAAAACUUGACUGAACCACUGCUGAACCACUGUGUUAGUCUGCCACUUCUGAAAAUGUGUUGGUUGAACUUUGUGAAUUAUUUUCUGAAUCCCCUUGGAUGCUCUGAACAGUAAACUUUUCCUCACAUUUGUUGUGGACACUAUUAAAAUAUACGAUCUUGUGAUGUGCAUAAAAUUUUAUGGAUAUCAAGAAGUGAACGUGAUUAGUUGUGGAGCAUUGAUUUUCAUGUUGCAUACAAGUUUUUCAUGUAUUUCUCCUUUGAGAUGUCUUACAGAAAAAUCUCUUAUGUGUUCUAUGUACAAGCCAUCAAAUUUUCUUUCAUUCACAUAAGAAACUUGCAUAAUGGAAAUAAAAUGUGUAGGUUGGUUGUUGGAUGGAGUGCUGUCUUUCUAUAAUGAGAUUUUCUGCUGUUCUUAAUGUAAAAUGUGGAUGUCAGAACAUUAUUAUAUUAAAAUAUUUUUGCAUUACAAGAAAUAUGGAAUUGCGAUGAACGGUGUUGUAUAGCCCAGUUUGCCUUUCAGAUAUUUAUUAUUUCAACACUCCCAAAAUGCAUGCCAUUUUUUAUUGGUUUUUACUUAUAUUUCUCUCACCUUUAAUGCAGUUCAAAUGGUCAUUCGUUGUGAAGCUUAAAAUCUUCAGGUUGUUUCCUUGGUAGAUGUUGUUUUAAUUGUUGUUAGCCAUGGUUGUUUUCUAUUCACUCUUGUAGGGAAGGAUCUUCUGUAAUUACAAUUUUGAGUGAUUUGCAAGGGGUGUUUUUAAUUUACUUAUACAUUGGGAUUAUUGAUCAGUCCUACAAGAUGACAAAAUGACAUUAUAUGAGAUACUCUUAUGGCAAUUUAAAAAUGUUUCUGCUAGCAACUAUUAGACAAAACAUUAAAUAAUUUUUGAGCUGAAACUUGCUUGUAAUUGUAUGAGGAAGUUUCCAAGCUCAGGCUCUGCUGUAAUGGGAUACUGAAGUCUUUAAAUGACAAUAAUCAUUUCUGAAAUCAUGAUAAUGCUCAAAUUUGAUGGGUCAGAUAGGAGGGAUGGGGAGGGAAAUGGAAAAUGCCAUUGACUUUUGGACUUUAGCCAGUUUUCUUGCCUGUUGACACUACUGAAAUGUUACUGAUACACUCACGUAUUCUCUUAAAAAAGGAAUAAUCAAAAGACAAGUGUUUAUGAGGUUUUUAGCAUUAGUAUGUCUUUAUACAAGAAGGAUGUUAGCCAUAUGUUUUGGUGCACAAGUCUGUUUUUCAUCAGCAUUUACACGAGUACUGAACUGGAGACAGUUCUUAUGGUGUAGAAACUAAAGCACAACAUGACUGUCAGUAUUGAAAUUGAAAUCUGCAUUGCAUUAAAAAGUGCCUUUCCUAUUUCAAUAUAUAUAUAUAUAUAUAU